Molecule: messenger RNA, 2109 nt
Organism: Fusarium poae
Lineage: Eukaryota; Fungi; Ascomycota; Sordariomycetes; Hypocreales; Nectriaceae
Exons: 2
Coding region: 1-2109 (702 amino acids)
Biological process (GO): Ras protein signal transduction; protein ubiquitination
Cellular component (GO): cytoplasm
Molecular function (GO): ubiquitin protein ligase activity; zinc ion binding
Source: RefSeq, a predicted model, not a curated record
AUGCCUUCUUAUUUUUAUCACAUCAAAUUUGAGCUGUAUCCCAUACCUAAUCCAUUAACUGCUUCGUCAGAGACCACAGACCUUAUCUGGCUACCGCUGCCCGAAUCGAGCGUUUUCGACGACUUUCCCUCCCACCCGAGACCAGAUCGACAGACAGCCUACAGAAUACCAAAUACCCCCGAUUCUCCUUCAUACCGCCCUGCGAACCACGCAUCUCCAUACGUAACUGUAGAGCAAAACUCGUCCACUUCGAGCCUCGGUAUAAUCGACUGUGGCACAGCAGCAGGACCGCCUGUCAAGGAAGACGAACGAAGAAUUGAAAUUGUGUCGGAGAGACAGUGGCUCGAGAGAGCCAAUAGCUUCCCACCACCAAACUCGAGCGCCGCAAUACACCCGCAAAACGCAGUUAGAGACUGGAGGUUUGGUCGCGUCAGUCUCGAAACAGUCGAUUUACGAACCGGACACACAAUGGCUAGCGAGGGGAGUCGAAACGCUCCAUCGGCGGCACCUUCUCUAGGGCCUAUGUUUGGAGGGGCUGGUACAGCGACCAAGGCAGAUCUCCUUCCACUUGAAACAAAGAAUACCGAACUCGGAUGGGGUGUCGUACACUUUUACCGAGAGAGCGAUGAGACGCCGAGUCUCAUCGAAGCGGAUGGCCAGGAGAACGGAACUGGAGACUUGAAAAAUAACGACUGUACAACGCUUUGCAUACCGGCAGUCCCUGCAUACAUGUCCCCAGGCGAUCUUAUGGGAUUUGUGGGAGAAAAAUGGAGAGGUGAUAUCAGCCAUUGCCGCAUGGUUAUGACCUCGCGAAUGAACAGGUACCUUGUACUUCUUAAGUUUCGAGAUAAUACCCGAGCGAAGCAAUGGCGUCGGGAGUUUGACGGCAAAGUUUUCAACACUAUGGAGCCUCAGAUAUGUCAUGUAGUGUUUGUCAAAAGCAUAACGUUUGAAACCCCGACGCGAAGAAAAUCUAACGCCGCUCUCUCACCUCUUUCCUCUUCAGCAGGAAUGUCGAGUAGCCUCCGGCCGUUUCCUCCCCCGACACCGAAUCUUGUAGAACUGCCUACAUGCCCUGUAUGCCUGGAGCGUAUGGACGAGACAAACGGAUUAAUGACUAUUCCAUGCUCUCAUGUGUUUCAUUGCACAUGCCUUCAGAAUUGGAAAGGAGCUGGGUGUCCCGUCUGUAGAUUUACGAACACGUCACCUGAUGCGAACCCGGAUCCCUCGAAUCCUCAUACACAGCCGUUUGGAUCCGGAGCCUCGAAUAUUUGCACCAUCUGUAGCUGCACAGAUGACUUAUGGAUUUGUUUGAUAUGCGGCUACGUAGGCUGUGGCCGUUACAAAGGUGGCCACGCAAAAGACCACUGGAAAGAGACGGCACAUUGCUUUGCUCUCGAGCUGGAAACACAGCAUGUCUGGGAUUACGCCGGUGAUAUGUGGGUGCACCGGCUUAUACGAGCCAAAGGUGAUGGCAAAGUGGUGGAGCUUCCUUCAAGAAGUAGAUCAAUUGGUCACCCAGAAGAAGAGGAUGUCGUACCUCGGGCAAAGCUCGAAAGUAUCGGUCUGGAGUAUACGCAUCUGGUCACAAGCCAACUUGAAUCGCAGCGGGUAUACUACGAAGAAUUGAUUCGCAAGACCGUUGACAAAGCCUCGAAAGCAUCCACGACUGCUGAGACUGCUGCCGCCCAGGCAUCCCAGGCCAUGGAGAAGUUAGCGUUAUUAGACGAGAAGUAUACGACUCUUAGUCAAGAAACGAUUCCCGAGCUGGAGAAGCAACUUGAAAGAGAGCGCAACAAGGCAAGCAAGAGCGAAGUAUUGGCACGCAACCUCGGAAAAUCUCUCCAGGAAGAGAAACGACUGAAUGAGGGAUUGAUGAAGCGAAUUGAACAUCUCAAUAAAGAUCACGAAGCAAUAGCUAUGGAGCUGGAGAAGGUCAAAGCGGAAAACGCAGAUCUGCAGGAGAUGAACCGGGAUUUGAGUAUGUUUAUCUCUGGGCAGGAGAAACUGAAAGAAAUGGAGAAUGAAGGCAAGAUUGAAGAGGGCGAGCUUGAGGGAGGUAGUGUGAGUGUACCGGAGAAGAAAAGCAGACGGCGAGGAAAGCGAUGA